Molecule: messenger RNA, 1566 nt
Organism: Puma concolor (puma)
Lineage: Eukaryota; Metazoa; Chordata; Mammalia; Carnivora; Felidae
Gene: STK33
Product: serine/threonine kinase 33
Biological process (GO): protein phosphorylation
Molecular function (GO): protein kinase activity; ATP binding
Source: RefSeq, a predicted model, not a curated record
AUGGCCAAUAGUGGGUUUGGUAAACAAUGUGCAAAAUGCUCCAACUGUUCAUCUACUUCUAAGCAAGAUGUACUGUAUGUAUGUGCCUGUAGAAGAAGGCUUUCUCCAAUCUCUGUGGUGGAAAUGUCCCAAGAAUCAAGCAUGGGCAGCUCAGAAUAUGAAGUUUCAGCAGACAGAAAAAAAGAAAACCAACCCAUCACAGAUAGUGCCUCUGGGAAAGUUAUGCCCUCGAAAACCUCCAAUGUGGAGAGAAAAACGUCUCAACAACAAUGGAGUCGGGGAAACAUUACAGAAGGAAAAGUUCCUCACAUAAGGAUGGACAACGGAGCUGCUAUUCGGGAAAUCUAUACCUUUGGAAGAAUAUUGGGACAAGGGAGCUUUGGAAUGGUCUUUGAAGCUACAGACAAGGAAACAGAAACUAAGUGGGCAAUUAAAAAAGUGAACAAAGACAAGGCUGGAAGCUCUGCUGUGAAGCUACUUGAACGGGAGGUGAAUAUCCUGAAAAGUGUGAAACACGAACAUAUCAUACAUCUGGAACAAGUGUUUGAGACGCCUAAGAAAAUGUACCUGGUGAUGGAGCUUUGUGAGGAUGGAGAACUCAAAGAAAUUCUGCAUAGGAAAGGGCAUUUCUCAGAGAAUGAGACAAGGUGGAUCAUUCAAAGUCUCGCAUCAGCUAUAGCAUAUCUUCACAAUAAGGAUAUAGUACACAGAGAUCUAAAACUGGAAAACAUAAUGGUCAAAAGCAGCUUUACUGAUGAUAACAACGAAAUGAACUUCAAUAUAAAGGUGACUGAUUUUGGCUUAGCUGUGAAGAAGCAGGGUAGGAGUGAAGCCAUGCUGCAGACCACAUGUGGGACUCCUAUCUAUAUGGCCCCUGAAGUUAUCAAUGCCCACGACUAUAGCCAGCAGUGUGACAUUUGGAGCAUAGGUGUCAUAAUGUACAUUCUAUUAUGUGGAGAACCACCCUUUUUGGCAAGCUCAGAAGAGAAGCUAUUUGAGCUAAUAAGAAAGGGAGAACUACAUUUUGAAGAUCCAAUCUGGGAUUCCAUAAGUGAUUGUGCUAAAAGUGUGUUGAAACAACUUAUGAAAGUAGACCCUGCUCACAGAAUCACAGCUAAGGAACUUCUAGAUAACCAGUGGAUAACAGGCAACAUACUUUCUUCAGCAAGACCAACCAAUGUGUUAGAAAUGAUGAAACAAUGGAAAAAUAACCCAGAAAGUGAUGAGGAAGACACAACACAUCCAGAGAAAAACUGGUCCAUUCAAGAAAAGUUGAAAGGUUACCAACCCAGCAGACCCAGCGGAAAUGUCCAGAACACCAGUAGCACUUCAGAUGAAGAGGAGGAAAAACAGUCCACUGCUUAUGCAAAGAAAUUUCCUGUGACCAGUAAGAAGGAAAAUGCAGACAACUCGGACUCGAAGCAUGCAAGUUCUGCAUGUAGCAGAAACUUUCCAGCCGGACUCAAGGGAGAACCAGAGAAAUCCCCCAUGACAUCAAGCCAAGGACCAGCAACCAAAUACAUUGCUAAAUCCAAUGCCGUGCCUAGAACCAAAAAGAAACUCUAA